UGGAUUUGGAUAUGUCCCCUACUUGUAUAUAAAAAAACCCUAGGUGUGUGCGAAUCCAAGAAAGAAAGAAGACAUGGAGGUUCCAAGAAAGAAAGAGAUUAAGGAGGAUGUGAUGGUGGAGAGCGACAGGGGGUGGUGGUUGACGGACUUCCAGAAGGAUUUGACGGAAAAUAGCGAGAUAGUGUUUGUGCCCUAUUUUGAACUGGCAAUCAGAUUAACGGAUGAUUACGAUAACUUGGGUUGGUUGAAGAUUGAUCCACCAAAAUUUUGGUUUGUAGAUAAAGCUGUUCGCCGUGAACAUUCGCACACAGAUUCAGAUCCGCCUUGUUCUCACGUCCAUUCCAAUCCUGAUCCUCUCCGCCGUUGUUUUCAUUUCUAUACAAAUUCUGUGGAUAUGAUAAAGGUAAAGGAUAUACAUUUUUGCAAAUAUCCUCUCUUUUGCUGUAGUGCGUCUAUUGGAUCCACCAUUUAUUGUGUCGGUGGUGAUAAAGACAUCGAUGCCGAUGUCAAUGCUAUUUUUUCUGAGCUAAUCGGACCUCCAAUCACAUCUAAUCCUCACAAUUUCAGUAGAACAGUUCCUCGGAAUAAUUUGAGUCAUAAGAUUGGCUCACUUGACCCUCGUGAUAGAAAAAUUUGUUGGAUGCUUGACAAUGCACCUACCUUGUUUUCCCCUAGAUACCUCCCUAAGAUUGUGGCUGUGGGAGAGAAAAUUUAUCUGUUUGGUGGUAAUAGGUUGCCUGUCAACAAUCUAGAUUAUGUCCCGUUUGCUGAGGUCUUUGAUCCGGAAGCAGCACCAAUCAAAUGUUUCCCUAUCUGUGAUCCUCCUUUUCCUAGUAGGAUUGGUCAAGGUAUUCUGUUUGUAGCUCCCUUCCUCGGCAGAUAUGGUGAAAGAAAAAUUCUUGUCAUGUCUCGGGCCAUUUACAUAGACCCUCCCCUAGGCGCCGAUGCUGCAGCCAUAUAUGAUAUUCCCACAGAUACAUGGGAGCCUUUCUAUGACCCUGAUAGAUGGCAGCUGUUACAUCACACCCAUGACAUUAUUGGGGCACCCAUCCCGGUUGCUCAUCAGGACUCCAUCUACUGGUUGGGGGGUAGAUUUGAGGAAAGCCCCAUCCGCAUUGCUUCUUAUAAUUGGAAAACUAAACACUUCUGGAAAGGUACCAUCUAUGGUUUACAACAUGAAUCGCCUUUUGAUUACAUCAAUGACUCCUCCAAGAUACUGCUUCAUCUCAAUCGGGAUCUCUUUUAUCUCGUCUGGGAUGAUUUGGUAUCCGUCUCCACUAGUGAUGAUGAUCGUGAUCAUGAUCAUACACAUAUCCAUUUCACCCUUUUAAGGGUUUGCAGGGAGGAUCCUCCUUCUACCUCUUUGUCAGCUUUUGUGGUAGGUUGUUUUUCUUACAUUUUGCCCCUGACAUGUGAUGUCGAACGAGCCUAUGUCUUGAAGGCGUCAAAGGGGAUAUUAUCUUGACGAAGAGCACACAGGAGCGCAGAUUGAAAAAGAUUUUGCUAGGCUGCUCUCUCAGAUAAUAUUUUAUCAUUAGUUUAAUUUGUCUACUUCAGUUUAGGAUUACUGGUUCGUGGUUUUAGCUUCUUUGUUGCUUAUGUUAAGGACUCCUUGUAGUGUGCCGUUGACAUUUCUGGAACUACUAUGUCAUGUUUGUAGACAUUGAUCCAACACGUUUGGCUUGUUUAAUUUCAGUUAUUUUGAGAAACUAAUUUCAGUUAUUUAUUAAUUGUUAUAUUUGUCA
Messenger RNA from Daucus carota subsp. sativus, 1745 nucleotides. RefSeq lists its product as uncharacterized. NCBI's taxonomy places the organism in Eukaryota, Viridiplantae, Streptophyta, Magnoliopsida, Apiales, Apiaceae. The record is from RefSeq and is a predicted model, not a curated record. Gene Ontology annotation, molecular function: protein binding. The coding region runs from base 74 to 1465 and encodes 463 amino acids. The transcript is spliced from 2 exons.